Messenger RNA from Lachancea dasiensis, 654 nucleotides. Lineage: Eukaryota; Fungi; Ascomycota; Saccharomycetes; Saccharomycetales; Saccharomycetaceae. The record is from the annotation of a GenBank genome assembly.
AUGAAUAAGCUCCAGCAAUACGAACGGCGUCUACUGGAUGAUGCUAAUGAAGCCGGGACCGAAAAUAAUACAAACGAUGGCACUCGAAGGAAAAGUGACGCUUCUUUGGAUGAGAUUUUAGAGCACCUGGAAGAUGACGACGAGUUUAUGCACAACUACCGGGAAGAACGUCUACAGCAGAUAGCGGACGAUAUGCGAAAAGUGAAGGAAAAUGUACGAACGGAAAACUAUGGCCUGCUGACAAUAGUGGAAGAGGAACGCGAGGUGAUCCGACUCACAACGAAAACCGAUCAAGUUGUAAUCCAUUUCGGGCUGGACGACUUCCGCAAAUGCCAAACCAUGGACGCCAAACUAUCACAACUGGCGCAAAGGCAUUUGAUGACGCGGUUUCUCAGAGCCAGUGUGGACAAAUGCCCGUUCUUAGUCGCCAAGUUACAGAUCAAAGUGCUGCCGUUUGUCGUCGCGUACAAGAACGGGGUGGAGCGAACCCGGGUUGUUGGGUUUUCCAGACUGGGAAACCAGCCGGACGAUUUUGACAUCGCCGCGUUAGAAAAUGUGUUUUACGAAGCUGGCGUGCUGGCAAAGAAAUCCACUCCAUGGAGGCCGUCAGCGGGCGGUCGCGACGGCAGCGAUGACUCGGACCUCGAUGUGUAG